GCAGCCAUAGAGACAACGUACUCUUACGUAAUACGUCAUCACAGCGUGCUCUGUUGCUGAGCAACCGGAGACGCUUGGGGCAGCGGUCGCACAGAACAAGAAUUACUCAGAAAAAAGGACAUCAGGCCAUUUGGACCUAAUUGUUGAGCCCAGGGGAUGCUGAUGAUGCAGUAUGGGAGAUUAUGGAUGAACUACAUUUAUCUUAUUCUGGAUUAUGGGCCAAAAAAUACCUCACAGACACUUUGAAGUGCCAGAUUAUGUGCUUAGACAAAGGAGACGGUGCAGGGGAAACAUCUAGAACAGAGGACUAUGAGCCUUUGCCAGCAACUUUAGAUCCCUGGGCUCAAGGAUGCUUGCCAGUCGUGAAUUUUACACACGAAUUUCCCUGCAUGUCACCACAGGAGGAUGAUUCUGACUCUCAUCAAGUCCAAGUCAGGUCAAGAUGGCCAGUCAGUGAAAGGCUGACGAGCAGCCUUUUGUUGACCAAUGAAAAAGGCAUUAUCUCCUUAGGAGACCCCAGUGGGAGAACAUCUCCCACUGGUUGCACCCAACCACAGGGUGUUCAGAUGGAUCAGAUCCAAGUUCAGACAGAUCCAAGUGAGAAAAAGCUUUCUAAUGCUGGUUUGUUGUGUUUAACCAAUAGUCCACUUUCCAUUGAAAAACUAAAAAACACCAUGAAGCAUAUCAGUGACACACAACAUCAUAAGAAUAGUCAGAGUCCCCCACAAAAACGGAAUCAAAAGAAAAAGCAGGGCACAAAUCUGUCUCCUCAGGCUGAUGCAAGCAGAUUAUUACCACUAAUUUCCCACCCAAGUCAAAGAAAAGAUGUGGAGGUGAAGAGAAAGAGUACAGGGCAAACUUUUCUGAAACAUAAAAAUGUGUCAGGAAAUUUCCUCAAGGAGAGCAAAACGCCUUCAAGGUUGGAUCCUUCAUGUUUGCCUCAAAAAUGGAUUUGCCCACAGUAUGAGAUUGUUGAUUAUGUCCACACAAAGCAGAAAUCAACCAGAGAAACCAGACAGGAAUCAACAUUAAGCAAGCAGACAGACUGGAUUGAAGCACCACUAAAGCCUUUAACCAGCUCCAAGAAUCCGCUAAAAACGACGAACAAGAAUACUUUGGAUUUUCCCCAUUUGUCUAAAAUUGAAAGGGAGCCAAACCAGACGAGCAAUGUUGGGAGGUUUAACAAAGGUGUUUCUUUCAUUGAUUCUCAGGGUGUUGAAAUCAACCCUCAAGCAUGUAAGAGUCCAACAGAACCUACCAAGUUAAAGCCGAUCCAAAACCAUCCAUAUGUGCCUUUGUGUUCAGUUGACCAGGUUGCUAUAGGUUCACCUCAGGUCUCUUCAUCAUUUCAGUCUUUGAAUGUGACAUCUGCCAAUAAUUAGUGAUGAAAUGUUAUAUUUGGCGAUGAAGAAGCUAUCCGCAUACUGUAUGAAAUAAAAAAUAUUAAUGAUUACAA
This is a messenger RNA of Oryzias latipes (Japanese medaka), 1456 nucleotides long. RefSeq names its product chromosome 20 C2orf81 homolog (gene c20h2orf81). NCBI's taxonomy places the organism in Eukaryota, Metazoa, Chordata, Actinopteri, Beloniformes, Adrianichthyidae. The record is from RefSeq and is a predicted model, not a curated record.